Molecule: messenger RNA, 573 nt
Organism: Strongylus vulgaris
Lineage: Eukaryota; Metazoa; Nematoda; Chromadorea; Rhabditida; Strongylidae
Source: the annotation of a GenBank genome assembly
AUGACCGUUGCUGACCUGUACGCCUUACAAGCCUAUGUUCUAGUUAUGAUAGUUUAUCUUUUACCUAAUGUCAUUAUCCCGAUGCUGCCCUUACUAGUAGCAUCUCUAUUGCCAGCACUUGUUCGAUGUCGCUUCGAACCGGAACUGGUCGUUGUUACCGUAGCCACAGAAGACACUGACGGUCUGCGUCGUCUUCUCAGAUCAGCAGAAGAGUUUGAUAUCAAAGUACAAGUGCUUGGUAUGGGCGAAGAGUGGAAAGGUGGAGAUACUAGGGUAGCUCAGAUGCUGCCUUUACUGGUAGCAUUUCUAUUGCCAGCACUUGCUCGAUGUCGCUUCGAACCGGAACUGAUCGUAGUUACCGUAGCCACAGAAGACACUGACGGUCUGCGUCGUCUUCUCAAAUCAGCAGAAGAAUUUGAUAUCAAAGUACAAGUGCUUGGCAUGGGCGAAGAGUGGAAAGGUGGAGAUACUAGGGUAGCACAGGGUGGAGGACAGAAAAUUCGAAUUCUACAAGAAGGACUAAAGAACUAUAAGAAUCGUGAAGACGCGAUCAUUUUGUUUGUUGACGCGUAA